UCUUGGAGAAUACAAAUAGAUAGUGUAGAGUUGUGAGAAUUGUACAAAUCUUAUCAAUUUUUUCUGCCUCAUAUAAUUAACUCCAACUAACAACUACUGUCUACAACUAAACAGAAAAAAAACACAUCUCAACAAAAUUAUAAUCAUGGAGCAAAAAAUUCUAAGGCAAGUGCAUCAUAUAGCCAAAAAUAUACUCUUUUUUGCUCCGUUUUUCCUCUGUUUAGAAGCAAUUUCAAGUGUUGAAGCUUACAAAAAUUACACAGUUGGAGAUUCUUUAGGCUGGUAUGAUAAACUUGGAAAACCUGAUGUUGAUUAUGAAAAAUGGGUUUCUACCAAAUCUUUCUCUUUGGGUGAUUUCCUCAUUUUCAACACAGAUAGCAAUCAUACUGUAAUCCAAACUUUCAACUCCUCCACAUACGAGUCUUGUGACUCUCAAGGAGAUGACAAUGUACAAUGGUCAAGCAUAGACCCAAACUCUACUGUUAUACGCCCUAUAACAGUAGCAGUACCCCUUAUGAAAGAAGGUGUUUCAUAUUUUUUCUCAGGAGACUAUGAUGGUGAACAAUGUAUGAAUGGCCAAAAGUUUUCUAUCAAUGUGACUCAUGGUAAAGGGUUGCCCCCAAGUCUUAGGGACAACCCUGACUUCGCCGUUGGACCGCCGUCGCGAGAAGAUGCCGCCCCAGGGCCUGUCAAUCCUGACUCAGGAGAUGAUCAGUCAGCUCCAGAUACUGUUAUAUCUUCUGAUUUUAGCCACCCUAAGAAUGUACCUUCUGAGGAUAGUACUAGUGGUGAUGAUGAGGAAGAUGAUACUAAAAAGUCCAACAAUGUAGUUGGUUUAAUGCCUAAUUGGGUGAUAUUCUUUGUUAGUUUGGGUUGUGGGAUUUUUGCUUUUCUUUGGUGAUUUGUUACUUCAUUCUUUUCAUGUCUUAGCUUAGUGUAUGUUAGAGCCAUAAUUUAAUUUUUUACCUUAUAUUUUGCUUUACUUGUUAUAUACAAGUAUGUACAAUUUCAUGUUUGCUAUAUGCAUAUAGUUCUAUACUUCUAUACUGAUAUAGGCUCAUGAUUCAUGUAAUAUAGUAGUGUACUGUACUCUGUACUACUAUUUCUUUUGUUUUGGCUUGAUUUAGUAAUUUACUUUAUGAUUUUCGAGGAA
Messenger RNA from Beta vulgaris subsp. vulgaris (sugar beet), 1153 nucleotides. Its product is annotated as early nodulin-like protein 18. Gene Ontology annotation, cellular component: plasma membrane. Bases 146 to 901 code for a protein of 251 amino acids. The transcript has 2 exons. Gene Ontology annotation, molecular function: electron transfer activity. The record is from RefSeq and is a predicted model, not a curated record. Lineage: Eukaryota; Viridiplantae; Streptophyta; Magnoliopsida; Caryophyllales; Amaranthaceae.